AUGAGUUACAUUCCAAAAUGUGGAAUUGAUAGGCAAGUUGCCCUGAGGGGACUGUUGAGAAAAAGACUGCCUAGAGGAGCCACUUAUUCUUUGGGUGCCCUCGUUGAUCUCAUAAUCUACGCGUGCCAAUAUGGUGUCAAAAUACGCAUUGGAGAAGACAUCUUUGGACUACUCCGAGCUCAUAGUGUUCGUCUCGGGCUAGAGGGGUCGUUGUAUAGGGUUGUGGAGACCUUGUUAACGUCCAAUGCGACUGGAGCAUACAAUACACUAUGUGGAGAACGACACCUGCUAGAUAGAAAUUAUGAUUAUGAGGAAUUUCUUGGUCGGGAUAUUCAAAUCAACGUUAUCGAAGAUUUUGAUGGGAUGAUGCGUGCGAUUAGGAGAGAUUUGAAGCGCCCAUCUCCGUGGCCAGUAUACUUCGACACGGAAUGCUGGUACGCUGACCUCGACCACGGAUCAAAAAUUGCAUUGAUCACCACUUUCGAUGUACAGAGCCGCACUGUGAAUUUAUUCAGAACGUUGAUGCUAAAUAAAAAUGAAUUCGAUGCCAUUCGAGAUGAGCUAAAUCAUCUCAGGAGAAAAAUGGUUACAUUUGGAGAGGAGAAAUCAUUCCUCUAUCCUGAAUGCAACAAGGGAGACAUCCAGCCACACACCUCUCCGUCUCUCAAAGAUCACUUAUUCGAAGCGAUUGGCAUGCGUAUUCAUAAAACGGAGACUAUGAGUAACUGGGGAGUUCUCAAUCUGCGGCGGGACCAAAUAUGGUACGCCGCCAUGGACUCUCUGUGUCUUCACUACCUAAAUGUCGGCGAGAGAGUUGAGUGGAGAAAUGAGCGACCACAUGCCAACAUCAGAAUCCCACGUUUCUACAAUUUUGACUUUUGA
Caenorhabditis remanei is the source of this 882-nucleotide messenger RNA. RefSeq lists its product as uncharacterized. The coding region runs from base 1 to 882 and encodes 293 amino acids. The record is from RefSeq and is a predicted model, not a curated record. Lineage: Eukaryota; Metazoa; Nematoda; Chromadorea; Rhabditida; Rhabditidae. The transcript is spliced from 2 exons. Gene Ontology annotation, molecular function: nucleic acid binding.